GAUGAACUCAGCAUUGGCGAGGACCGGUGGUGUCGACACAAAGCAGCGACAAAUCCUCUCUCACGUCUCAACUGUCAGGAUGGAGGUGAAAGGAAAAACCGUUGGAGAUUUCGAUGGUGAAUUCGAGAUGCCAAUUUAUCAAGAGGAAUUGCAUGACGAGGAAGAGCAGCCCCCUCACUUCAACUCCAAUGAAAAGAGGCGACAAGUGUCUAUGCUCAUUAUGGCACCUGGACGACACGACAGACAGGCUGUUCUGAGCCUGGCGAUACUCGCUGCUGUUCUACUGAUAGUUGAUAUCAGCCUCGGAGUGCACUACAGCAAACUUACAGAUACCCACCUCACAACUUAUGAUGUGGAACGCAUUGAAAACGAGUUGAACCAACUGCAAGACACUUACGAGACUGCGAUCAAGACCAUGUCGGACGCCAGGCACCAGCUGGACAGUGAGAUGAGUCGUCAGAGACCAACCAACUGGGAGCUUGAACACCAGCAAAUAAUUAAAAGUGGCUUUGAAAAAGAGAUUGAUGAAAUGACAGUGUCCAUUGCAUCAAUGAAAUCCCAGAUACCAGUCCUUCAUGAUAGCUGCAGAUACUGUCCAAUGGGAUGGGUUUUCGUGAACUCAGCAUGUUAUUACUUUUCUUACUCACAACGGGAUGGAGCCAGAAGCUGGCAAAAAGCCAGACAGUUCUGCCAGGACGAUGGCGGCGAUCUUGUGAUCAUAGACAGCAAAGACAAAGAGAAUUCAACUGUAUCAGCUUUGCAAAAGCAAUAUCGAGGCUCUCCAACCCCCGAUACUUUCUGGAUCGGACUGAGGCUUAUCCGUGGGGAAAAGAUUUGGAAAUGGUGGGAUGGAACAUCAUUGGCUGAAGGGUACUGGGAGGAUUUGGAGCCAAUUGAUUCCGGCGGGGAGAUCUGUGUAGAAGUGUUUCCCAGAGAAAACUUCUUCAAGGCUUGGAAAACCUCUGGAUGUGGAAGUGGACGGAAAUGGAUUUGUGAAAAAGCACCAACCGCUGUGAAUUAAAAGUGUGUUUGUAUUGCGCUGGCGUGCAAGCUCAAAUGUUUGCAUAGAGGGUUAACUCCACUUUACUAACUUUUAGACAUCUCCUAUCUCUGUUACAGUCUUUAUCAAAUCACUGCUUUGGUCAUGCACAAUGAUUGAAGUACCCAGGGCCCCGGAGCCAAUGGGGGUCAUGAGCUUAAGAUUCAUCAUCAUUAUCCCUUUUAAGGUGUUUUAAGGUGUAAAGGUUAUUUUGAAACCGUUAUGUGGUUCUGAAAUUGUUUCAGUGAUUUGUAAAUCAUGUGAUGUAACAACAUAUCAUGGCCUAAAUUGUGUGACGGUUGUAUCUGACUCUUCUUUUCCUGUUAACAUGUCAAAAUAAUGAUUAUAAUCUUGAAGUGA
Messenger RNA from Platichthys flesus (European flounder), 1399 nucleotides. Its product is annotated as CD209 antigen-like protein B. Lineage: Eukaryota; Metazoa; Chordata; Actinopteri; Pleuronectiformes; Pleuronectidae. The coding region runs from base 2 to 1021 and encodes 339 amino acids. The transcript has 6 exons. The record is from RefSeq and is a predicted model, not a curated record.